Messenger RNA from Medioppia subpectinata, 4752 nucleotides. Lineage: Eukaryota; Metazoa; Arthropoda; Arachnida; Sarcoptiformes; Oppiidae. The record is from the annotation of a GenBank genome assembly.
CCCGAAACCACUCCCAAAGAGGUGAAAGUUGAUCGACGAAAGCCGCAGUUGAAGGCCAAGACAGAGCCCACGCCUGAACCAAAAGUGGUGACAUCGACUGCAAGACGUGGCGGACGAGCGGCCAAAAGAGGUCGCGCCUCUCCCGUCGCCGCCAACGCAUCCAAAGCUAAUAACGUUAACAGUAAUAGCGAUGGAGAGAACAGUGAGAGUCAAACGGAGGGCGAAUCCAACCGAAAGAGGGGUCGAAAACCGAAGGAACCGAUUAAAGAAGAGGACAGAUAUGUUCCUAACACUGACUCCGCUAAGAGAGGAAUUAUGGCUGAAGGGAGCACUUCGUUGAGACGCAGGGAUCAGAUCAAGUCUAAGGCCCGUUACUCUCCGCCGCCAUUCGAUACGCCUAAAAGGGAGAGAACGGCCAUAAAGUUCCCGUCGACCACUUCCUCGAGUACUCGUUACGUGAAUGAGAGCGACGACGAAGACAUGGUGUCGGUGUCGCCCACUUUCAAACUCACGGCCGAUGUGUCGCCUCCGCGACGGAAAGCCAAUACAAAUCGCGCGAACAGUGAAUCUGUCCACACCAUUGAAAACGUUGGCGUUUCGAAGAUUGGCGACGGAAGCAAACUUGUGGUCACUCUUCCCGACGGAACUAAUAUUAAAGUGGACGCGUCUACGACUAGCACUAAAAAGGUUGCCUUCAAAGGGACCAAAAAAGUAGGCGAAAAGUUGGAAUCGGUUGACAUUGAAUGCGAUGACGCGGGCGCUAAAGCAGACCCAAUGGAUGACGACUAUAAGCCAUCUCGAGGUCGGAAGAGUACAGACGGCAAAACCCCCGGCGAUAAACCCAAAGUGAUUCAAACGUACUCUCGAGUGACUCCCAAACAAACAAUAUCGUCGCCCAAACUGUUAGCGAUAUCUCAAACACAAUUGAAGUCUCAGAUGAGUGGUCAGACAUCGGCGGCCAAAAUAACGCCCAAAUUUGUGACGACACCGUCGGCCCAACCGAAGAAGACUCCGGUGGCGACCACUCAACGCCGCACUACAACACCAAUGACUAAAUACAUCGACGGUUUGCCAGAACUUCACGAAUGCACUCUUGAUGUGGAGAACGACUCGCAGUUAACCAAAUUGCCGGACAAAAUACUACUCCUUCACUCAGAACUGCCACUCAAUCUGGCGCUGAGUGUUGAACACGAAGAGGAGUCGUUCCUAUUCCGGCAGAUCGUGUCGCCAAUGGAGCCGAACCGAUACGUGUGUCUGCUUUGCAAAGGCAUUGACGUGAGCUAUGCGACCAAAGAGGAGAAGGACAUUAUCUCUCACUACCGGACGCUCCACGAGUUGGAUGUCGUGACGGCGAACGCCAAGUUCUCCGAAGACAUUGUCUUCAUAUGUCUGCCGAAGACAAUACUGCAACAGUUGAAGAGCAACAACAACGCGAUCCCAUUGAACGCCCCCUGUCAGUACUGCGGCGAUGAGGUCAGACUCAUUAACAUCGAGAACAUGAAACAGCACUACUGUCUGGAGCACAACAAAGAGGUAACAAUGAUAGAACAGGAAGAGAUCCUUCGGAUGCAUCUCUUCUUCUAUUGCUCGCAAUGCAAACAUCAAUCAAAAGACUUCGAGUCUCAUCACAAGCACAUGAAAGACGAGCACAAAUGCAAGUCAUAUAAAUGCAAGAAUUGCGUCCUCAUUACGCAAGACCUGACUCGCCUCAAGACUCACUUCCGGGCCAAACACAUGAUUAACAAUUCCACUCAGAAUAUGCAGUGCUAUUACUGUCACGGAUUGCUUAUCGGAAUCGAUCGCCUCAAUAAACACAUACAACAGUCUCAUAUGGUUCAGACCGGACCCACAGAGUUCUCAUGCGUGGCCUGUCUUAAGCCGUGCGGUCGCGGCAAAGACUUGCUAACUCACGCCCAGUCGUGUGCAAUGGCUGGACAUAACAACAGGGAUUCCAAAGACAAAGACGAGAAGAGCAAACAAUUGAUGGCCAAAUCGGAGCCCGUGGAGGGCGAGGCCGCCAUCUGUUUUCUAUGCGGCGAUGAGUUUGAGAACAACGAGAUAUGUCUUCUCCAUCAACAUCACGUUCACAUGCGAUGGGUGUCAGAUCUGAGACGGUAUACCAAUACUACGGUUACCGCACAACUCAUUGACCCGCCGUUAGUCAAGGAGCUGACCAUCGAUGACUUGACGCCCGAAGAAGAUCUUAGAAAAUCAAAAGUGGACACAAUUGUGGGUCAUUGGUGUCGAAUGAGUUUUGGUGUCGUCUUAUGGGAACUGAUGAACUGCGAGAUCCCUUAUCGAGACGUUGACUCGUCGGCCAUUAUAUGGGGUGUCGGCAACUCGAGUCUCACUCUACCCGUUGCCACCAAAUGCUUUCCCGAAGGCUUUCAGCUACUGAUGAAACAGUGUUGGAACGCAAAGGCACGCAAUCGGCCCUCAUUUAAGAACAUUAUAAUGCAUAUCGAGAUCGCGGCCAACGAGUUGGUCAACAUUGAACCCGACGAGUACUUUAAGCUGCAGAUCGAUUGGCGCGAAGAGAUUCAGAAUUGUUUGCUGCGAAUGAAGCGAAACGGACGAAGAGAUCUGUCGACUGACGACGAGGCAGAGCUCAUCAAGAAGAGGAAGGAUGAGUUGAGUCACGCGCAGGACAUUCGCGAGCACUACGAACGCAAACUCGAGAGGGCCAACAACUUGUAUAUGGAGUUAACCGCCUGUAUGUUGCAGUUGGAGCAGAAGGAGAAGGAACUGAUCCGCCGCGAAAUGAUGCAAAUGGGCGGUAGGGGUCACUCCAGUAAGAAACAGAUAGUGGGACCACUCCUUCAGGCGGCGCACGAACGCAUCAGCAGCUCUCGGAGGGGCUCUUAUAGACCCGACCAACCCAUUGAAACUCAAUCGCCGAACAAACAGUCGGCGGAGUGCGUGUCGUGUCACGGGUCCGCCCGUUCGCGCAUUAAACGCAACCGACAGCGCCGUAGUAUCAAUUCGCAGACCGGAAGUGGCAAUCAUAGCCAUCUCGCGAACCAGACUCUCAGCUCAACUCUCAAUAACAAUUAUAUCACUUAUAGUCCGCGUCCGAGUCCUCUGCAGGAGAGGAAAAGUUUUGUCGACACAGAAACACAAACUGAUUAUGUGUUGAGCGAAUCCGAUUUAGUCAGCCCUUCCUCAUCAACACUCUCUCCAAUGUCUGCCAUCGGACGCGUCGAGACUGUCAUUGAAAUGGGAGACAACGACAUGAAUAACGGUAUCAUAAGAGGUAUACCAAAGACAAGCACUACUUCCACAUUCGACUCAGGGUUUGACUCUCAGAGCUGUCUGUCGACACCUACUGCCAGAACUAGUGGUCACGACCGAAGCCCUGUGACUCCCAUAUCCGGCAAAUCGAGUUCCGUCGAGACCGACACCGAAGACUCGAACAAAACUAAACUCAAGACUCGCUCAACAAAUAUCACUCAAAACCCGAUCGCGAGUCUCAGUUCAAUCGAUGAGAACGGCGUUAACAGCAAUACAGCCGGCGCUCAACUGGCGAACCAAGACGUGUGUGAUGUGGCCAUUGUUCGCAGAGGGAGUAUCACAUGUCAGCGCAGGUUUGCCGGCAGUCCUUACAUUCCGGACUUCAACAAAAUGGGCCACAAGUCUCAGCCAUAUAUCGGCCAAAGACCUGUCUUACAACACGCCGGAAGCAAUAUAUCGAUUGCGUCGCACAGUUCCAGCUCUGGCAGCGAAGAGGAGGGCGCCGUCGACAGCGAUGACUACGGCAGCCAUCCAUCCCAUCACAAGAGGAAGGGAGGUUUGGCCCAACACUUGAGUCAGCACCGACUCAGCGGUCAAUCCAUUUCCACUCUCAGCUCAGAUGGAAACCUGAGUGACGAAGAAGAGGGCAAUACUAGCGAAUACUCGAGUAAUCAAAACGAUAUGAUCUCUAGUCUUUCAAAUCCGGAUCUGACAAACGCUAACGUAGAGAAUCAGACGCUCAGCGCCAGUACCAGUACGAGUGAUAGCAAAAAGCUGCCAUCGACUCCACACUCACUGUCUUCAACAAACACGACGACAACCAACUCAGACACUGACGAGGUGUCCAACGUUACGGUCGCCACAUCUUAUUUAGUGGUUCACAAACCCAAUAACCCCUAUAACCUCAACAACAAUAACAACGACAACCAGACCGUCACAUCCCAAUCACAAACAUCACAACAAAUACCAAAUAUAUCCAGUGAAACCACUGUCUGGUGAUAUACCAUAUGAUAGCCGUUUGAAUACAUGACUUGCCUCUCAAACGGGUCGAUGAAGAGCGCCGUCGAAAUGUAUUCAACGUUUCAUAUAAUUAGUUGAUAAUUAGGCGCAUAAAUGCAUAAUAUUUUCAAACAUAUGCUUUAUUGUACUGUAAUUCUGAUACCAGAACCCAAACACAUUCCAUAGCGUGUGAUCUGAUGGCUGUGUUGGUCAGAGAUGACCACCGAUUCAUUGCACUCACCAAAGAAAGAGGUGUUCACCCAAUCUCUGACUAACUAACCAUUUAUUAUAUACAGUAAUAAUAGAUUAAUACAACCGUUAUAUAUAAGUAUUGCUUUGCAUUCCAAGACCGAGUCUGUAAUUAAGUUAAGCUAAAAGUACUUUUUUAGUGAAAUCUUCAUUUUUUAUCGUUUUUAGACAUUAUAUACAUAAGAAUGAACCCUAUAUUAUGAAAUGACAGCGAUUUCCAAUUACACACUAUUGAUAUAAUAUAACAUUCCGUUUGUUUAUCUAUAUUCCGAA